Messenger RNA from Trachemys scripta elegans, 4296 nucleotides. It is a transcript of the gene SPG7, whose product is annotated as SPG7 matrix AAA peptidase subunit, paraplegin. The record is from RefSeq and is a predicted model, not a curated record. Lineage: Eukaryota; Metazoa; Chordata; Testudines; Emydidae. Gene Ontology annotation, biological process: mitochondrial protein processing; protein-containing complex assembly. Gene Ontology annotation, cellular component: m-AAA complex; membrane. Gene Ontology annotation, molecular function: metalloendopeptidase activity; ATP binding; zinc ion binding.
GCUGACUCCGCCUUCUGCCGCCACUUCCGGUUUCUCUCAGGGCCCGGCUACCGUUAGUCCCGCUGCUCGUCUCGGCCAGGCCCUGCCUCGCUGCCCGGGCCGCAGGGGCCUCCGAGCCGGGCGGUCGCCGCGGGACAUGGCGCUGCUGCAGCUGCUGCUAAGGGCCCCCCGCUGGCGGCGGCUCGGCCUGGCGGGGCUCGCUCGGAGCUGGGGCCGGCCUCGGGACGGCGGAGUGCUCCCGACCCUUCUGUCCCGAACACUUUCCCCCACAUUUCAAGGGCUCAGCGGACUCUUAGUGAAGCAACAUGUAAUUCGGGAUCCAGUGAUACUUUGGAAACUCUUAGGUGGCACUUACUAUUUUAGUACCUUGGGGUCUCGGUGGAAUAGCAAUAAGAAUGAAGGAUCCAAAGGGAAGCCUCCAGAGGAGGAUGAGGAGGAAAAGAAACGGAAGGAACAGGAAGAUCAGAUGUAUCGUGAGCGUUUGCGGAUGCUCUUCCUAAUAGCUAUCAUCAUGAGCAUGCUAAACUCAGUGACCACCAGCGGGGUCAACAUUUCCUGGAAUGACUUUGUGAAUGAGAUGCUGGCAAAAGGGGAGGUCCAGAGCAUUCAGGUGGUUCCAGAGAGUGAUAUUGUGCAAAUCAAUCUGCACCCAGGAGCAGUUGUAUUUGGACGGCCUAGGCUUUCCCAGAUGUACAGGAUGCAGGUGGCAAAUAUUGACAAGUUUGAAGAGAAGCUGCGAGCAGCGGAGGAGGAGUUGAAUAUUGAUGUGAAGGACAGGAUCCCAGUCUCCUACAAACGCACAGGGUUUUUUGGAAAUGCCCUUUAUGCCCUGGGAAUGGCAGCUGUUGGUGUAGCCAUAUUGUGGUACUUCUUCCGCCUUGCUGGGAUAACAGGAAGGGAAGGAAGAUUCAGCGCCUUUAACCAGCUGAAAAUGGCUCGCUUUACCAUUGUGGAUGGGAAGUCUGGGAAAGGGAUCAGCUUCAAGGAUGUAGCCGGAAUGCAUGAGGCCAAAAUGGAGGUCAUGGAAUUUGUGGACUAUCUGAAGAGCCCAGAGUGCUACCUCCAGCUUGGGGCCAAAGUGCCCAAAGGUGCCUUGUUACUUGGACCACCAGGCUGUGGAAAGACCUUGUUGGCAAAGGCAGUGGCUACAGAAGCACAAGUGCCGUUCCUGGCGAUGGCCGGCUCUGAGUUUGUGGAGGUAAUAGGAGGUCUUGGAGCUGCUCGUGUACGGAGCCUCUUCAGAGAAGCCAGGGCUCGUGCCCCGUGUAUUGUGUAUAUUGAUGAAAUAGAUGCUGUGGGUAAGACACGCUCAACCGACAUCUCCGGCUUUUCCAACACUGAGGAGGAGCAGACCUUAAACCAGCUGCUGGUAGAAAUGGAUGGGAUGGGAACCACAGAUCAUGUCAUAGUGUUGGCUUCCACCAACCGUGCUGACAUCUUGGAUGAUGCUCUGAUGAGACCCGGGAGGCUUGACAGACACAUUUUUAUUGAUCUUCCCACCCUCCAGGAGAGAAGAGAGAUCUUCGAACAGCACCUGAAGAGUCUGAAGCUGACCCAAGCUGGCAGCUUCUAUUCCCAGCGCCUGGCUGAGCUCACCCCAGGGUUCAGUGGCACUGCCAAAAAGAGUAAGAUCCUGUCGCAGGAGGAGCGGAGGGUCGUGGCCUUUCAUGAGUCAGGCCAUGCACUGGUUGGCUGGCUGCUGGAACACACAGAGGCUGUGAUGAAGGUUUCCAUAGCCCCUCGAACAAAUGCUGCCUUGGGGUUUACUCAGAUCCUCCCGAAAGACCAGUCCCUCUUCACCAAGGAGCACCUGUUUGAGAGGAUGUGCAUGGCGUUGGGAGGGAGAGUGUCUGAAGCCAUCACCUUUAACAAAGUCACGACAGGAGCAGAGGAUGACCUGAGGAAAGUGACCAAGAUAGCCUAUUCGAUGGUGAAGGAGUAUGGAAUGGUGCCCAGCAUUGGGCAUCUUUCUUUCCCAGAGUUGGAGCUCCCGCUCGGGAUAGGUCGGCGCCCCUUCAGCCAGGGCCUUCAGCAAAUGAUGGACCACGAAGCAAAAGUGCUGGUGGCUCAAGCAUAUAGGCACACAGAGAAACUCUUACUGGACAACCGGGACAAACUGCAAAUGCUGGCUAAUACCCUCCUGGAGAAGGAAGUGAUAAACUGUGAGGACAUGGAAGCCCUGAUUGGACCGCCUCCUCAUGGGCCAAAGAAAAUGAUCGUUCCUCAGCGCUGGCUUGAAGCAGAGAGAGAGAAACAAGACACAGGAGAUGAAGAGCCACCCCAGCAACCCCAGACCCGGGAAGAGGAGGAGGAACCCAGUUUGAGACUAGUAUGAAACUCAUUCCUGAUCCGGACUGGGAGAGGAGGGCUUUAGAGGCUUCCUUCCAGCACCAUACCGGAGUCCUUCCCCUUUCAGCUGCAGGGUCAAAGGCACUGAGAGACCAGAACAGGGGAUCUGUGUGUUGCCAAUAUCCUGCCCUUGACUUCUGGGUGUAUCAGCCACUGUACGAGGAAGGCUGCCUUCAGGGAGGGAUUCUGCAGCUGGUUAUCUCCGGGGUUGGGGAUUCCUGAUACAAGCACAGAUGUAGUUGGUCAUGUGAGGCAGAAAGGGGUAAUACAUGGGUUCAGAAUGAAUUUAAAUGCUAAAAUCUCUUUUGGGCUCAGCACAGUGUAAACGCUCAACAUCUGUUCUGUGACAUGGGUGUGCGCUGCCAUUCCUUCCUAUGCCACAGCCUCGGAAGUGUGUCUCUGUCAGGCACAACCACUCAGAAGGGCUCAAGGCAGUUUAAGACCCAGUAGUUACUACUUGACUUGACUGUACCCUUUUAUCUCUGCUCAGAGUUUAAAAAUAUACUGACUGAGAGAACAAGGUUCACUGGAGUAAAAUGGUCUUUGCGCAUUGUUAUAUAGAACAUAUUAAUAAAUGCAGGAGGCUGGGGCAUUCUAACAUGUACAUGAGACCUGUUAUGACAAGUACACAGUUCUGCAGAUUUAGGGGCUUCCUCUGCUGGUUGAUCUCUCUGAUAGUUCUGUGCCUGUCUCUCUCUCUGGGGAUUUUUUGUUUUUUUUGGUUGGUUUGGGGUUAUCAGUUCAUGGAUUAUCAACAUUGUUUGAGUUAUCAGUUUGUGUGCAGGUACUGGCCAACCCCACAUGUCUAGGAUCUACUUUUACAUCAGAAGCCCAUUUUCCAGAUCAGGACUGAACACAAGUGCAUUGAGAGGCUGAGUCUAGAUGUGCUGUUUCUUUUCUCAAUAGGAACUUGAGAAGCACCUUUCAGUAAGGACUCUUGGGAUGGAAACCCGGGUGUUCAUGUGCAUUGAUUUCUACAGGGGGCUGUAGACUGAACUUCUUUACUUGUGUUCAGACCUUUAAGUCCUCUGCAGAAGAAUCUUGUUGGGGCAUGAUCAUUCUCACUCCACAAUGAGAGCAUCUGAAAUAUCUGUGCAUUGAUGUCUGGGAUAUUUUGCUGGCUGGCUGUAUAAUGUGCCCUUUUCUCUUAUUGAGGAUUAUUUCCAUGGCUUAUUCCAUGAGGAUUAUUGUCUGUGUCCCUGAAAGGCCCCAGUCCAGGUGCCCCCCACCCCAGUUUCUUCUGUAGGGGACUAAGAGGUCUGAACACAAGUGAAGGGCUUCAGUCUACAGCCCCCUGUAGAAAUCAGUGCAAAUGAACACGCCUCACAUUGUUGCCAUCAGACUUCCGUUUGUGGAGAACUAGACAAGACUUUUGAGGCAGCUGAUGUUGUGUUGUUCAGAUGGAAGGGAUGCAGUUAUCCAAGGCAUUCUUACCCACCAUCACUUAUCUGAUGCAGAGCCUGCUUCUGUCUCAGGACUCCCAACCUCUGCUGGGUUUAGGAGUAAGACUGGAUCCUGAAAAUUGACCUGCCUGGUCUCUAUAGGCUACUGUAGGGCAGUGCCACCUGCCUGACCCACUGGUUGUACUAGUUAUAAUGCCAGCUCGGUGUUGGCACAGCAUUCUGUAGUAGUUUUUACUUGUUAAUCUUAUGGGGGAGGGAUGUUUUUCUUCUAGUCUGGGACUUGAUAUUUCCAUUGCUUUUUCCCUUGUUUUCUUUUUAACAUGAUGGGCUUCCCCUUUAUUAUUUGAACUCUAGAAUUUCACCUGCUAUAGAAACUGUAUUCACUUCUCAACCUUUUAAAAAUGGUCUCAAAUAUGUUCUGGGCCUGUUUGCAUGCAUACGUGGAAUCUGGUAGCACUGCUGCUAAUUGUAGUGUGAAUACAAAUGUAAUGCAGUUGGUUGGGACUUUUCUUAAUAAACAGCAGGCUCCUGUGUUUACAGUCUC